UGGCCGUAGUCGCAUUAGCGCUGACCUCCGGGGAUCGGAUUAGUUCAUGUUUAAUGCAAUCUGACAGACCACCGCUUGUGACUGAGAGAGAGCGAGAGAGGGAUGAGGAAAGAAAGACGAACGGUUAUGUAAGACUCGCAGCAGCGUCUGAGCGGGGGGAGGAGGGCGUUAGCCGCGCAGCGCCGUGGCGAAGAGCGCCGCUCUUUCUCACCGGAGGACCGGGAGGCGCCGAUGCUCUGCAUCCGCAGCUUUGUGUUGUCAUGGGGGAGGUGCGGCUCCUCUGCAGGCUAUGGGCGGAUGAGGGGGACGUGAGCAGGGACUUCGGCGCAAAGGGCUGGUCGCGUCGUGAGUGGGGGCAGGGGAGACGCUCCUGCCCCAGAGGCAUUCUGCGCGCCCCCCCUACUCCCGCCUGUUUGCACAGGAGAUGCCGGGGAGAGACUCCGUCAAAGUGGCCGUUCGGGUUCGACCUUUCAACAAGAGGGAGAGGGAUGCCGGUAGCCAAUGCAUCAUCACCAUGAGCUCCAGCACCACCACCAUCCAGGACCCGCGCAACCAGCAAGCCCGCCGUACUUUUACCUUCGACUACGCCUACUGGUCCCACAGCAGCUUCGCCAGGAACAAGGACGGCCUCUACGUCCCCGAGGAGCCCGGCGGCCGCUACGCGGACCAGGGCCACGUAUUUCAGGAUCUGGGGCAGGGUAUCCUAGAUAACGCCCUGCAGGGGUACAACGCCACCCUGCUCGCGUAUGGACAGACGGGUUCAGGCAAGAGCUACUCUAUGGUCGGGUACGGGCCCAACAAAGGCCUGGUGCCCACACUCUGUGAUAGGCUGUUCCAGGCAGUGAGGACCAAUCAGGACAAUCGGCAGUGCCAGAUCUUUUUCAGUAUGUUGGAAAUCUACAAUGAACAGGUGAUUGACCUGCUGUCCCGGGGCACUGGUUCACGUCCCCCGGGGGGGCUGAAGGUUCGGGAGGAGCAGCAGCGGGGGUUCUACGUGGAGGGCCUGAGGAGGGUGCCCUGCGAGAGCUCCGCCCAGGUGGCGCAGCUGAUGGAGCAGGGCACCCGCACCCGCACCACCGCCUCCACCCACAUGAACGCCAGCAGCAGCCGCUCGCACAUGCUCAUCGUCCUGCAGCUCAAGCAGAUCUUCUCCAAAGAGAACAUCACCAAGCAGUCCAACAUUAACCUGGUGGACCUGGCGGGCAGUGAGAGGCAGAGGUCAUCGGGGUCCGAGGCCGACCGGCUGAAGGAGGGAACCGCCAUCAACCUCAGCCUGACCACGCUGGGCAACGUCAUCAGCUCCCUGGCAGAUGUGGCCCUGGGGAAGCGGGUGGUUCAUGUCCCGUACCGAAACUCGGUCCUCACCAAGCUGCUGCAGUCCGCCCUCGGGGGGAACAGCCGCACCGUCAUGAUUGCUACUCUGAGCCCCGCAGAUAUCUGCUAUGAGGAGUCUCUGUCUACCUUGCGCUUUGCAGAAAGGGCCAAGCGCAUCCAGAACCGGGCGGUGGUGAACGAGAGCCCCACAGAGCGGCUCAUCAAGGAGCUGAAGGCCGAGAACGCCAAGCUGCUGCUGAGGCUGAGCCGGCUGGGCCAGGAGGGCCGCCAGGGGGAGGACGAGACCAAGGAGCUGAGACGCUUGCUGACCCACAACGAGCUGCAGAUUCAGGCGAUCCAGACCCUUUGGGAACAGCACUUACAAGAGGCACUGAAGGAUUUGGAACAGCAAUAUGCUACUAUUACACAGGAGCGGAGGAUGAUGGACAUGCACCCUUACAUCCUGAAUGUGAAUGAGGAUCCCCAGCUCUCAGGAGUGGUGAAGCUCUUCAUUCAGGAGGGUGAAUGGGACAUUGGGCUGUCAGAUACCUCACCAAAGGCAAUCACAAUCAAAGGACUUGGCAUUCGGGAGAAGCACGCGGUGUUCGCCAACCGGGAGCGCCGGGUCUCCCUCAGUCCCGAGCCUGGGGCAAAGGUCACAGUGAACGGAAGCCCUGUCACCCAGACCACCCACCUGCAGCACCUGGAUCGCCUGAUCCUGGGCUCAAACAGCACCUACCUGUUCAUCGGCUUCCCUUCCGAGCGCUGCGGGGAAGACUGGAGUCGCUACGACUACGACUACUUCCAAUCAGAGCUGGCGGCUGCUGAGGGUUUCCACGUGCACUCGCUGAGCGCGGAGAACCUGGGAGACAACAGUGCAAUGCAGAGCCAAGCUGACCCCAGCUUGCUGGCUGUGUUCUACGACUACAUCAAACUGAUGCCAAUGGUGGCAGAGGCCAAUCAGAUGAGCCAGGAGCUCCACAAAGGAGUUCAGUUCAAGCUGGAGAUAAAAAAUCUUGCGAUCUCCGAUUCCAAAGGUCACGACCUGGAGAAGGAGGUUGCCGUCAGGGUCACAGCACAGGAGAACAAACAGGUGUGGGCGUGGUCCAAAACCAAGUUCAUCAACCGCAAGUUCCUGAUGGAGGAGCUGUACCAGGAGUGGCUGGAGAAGGGGGAGGGGGGCAGCCGUUCCCCCCUGCCCCGGGAAAGGGACCCAUUUUGGGAUCCUCUGGAGCCCAUCCACCUGGGCAGUGCCCACCUGUGGCUGCAGUCACUGGCCUUCCGGAUUCCCCUGGAGGAGCAGGUGGAGGUGCUGGGGUCAGAAGGCACAGAAGAGGCCAUACUGCAGACUCGACUGGUGCCCUGCAGCCCAACAGGACUGCCCCUGGGGGAGGAGGACAUCCUGAUCGACCCCACAGAGCUGCUGGGGAAGAGGCUGGACUUCACCCUGGUGGUGGAGCAGUGCUGCGGCCUCCGCUGGCUCAGAGACGCCCGGGACCGGGGCGUGCAGAUCGGGUUCCGCGUGUAUGACAGCCCCACAACCUUUUACACUCCCGCAGUCUGGCAUGACACCAACCCGCAGCUGGACCACAGCAUGCGGUUCACCAUGGCAACUGUCACCCAGGACUUCCUUAGCUACCUGCAGACCAACGCGCUGGUGCUGGAGCUGUGGGGCCUUCAGGCUGGCUGUGCUGAAAUGAGCUCCUCGCUGGAGGACGUGAGGAUGACGAUGGAGGAGAGCGUUGCCAUUGGCGACACCACUUCCUUGGAGCCCGCUGUGGGGCAAGAGCCACAGCACAGCCUUGUUUCAGACCUGAGCUCCACUAUCAGAGUGCUGCAGUUGGACUUGGAUCAGCUGAAGAAGACCAACUCUUCCCUGAGGAAGGAGAACAGUGCGCUGAGAGACCAGCUCAACACCCCCGCCAGAGAGGGUCCAGAGGCCAAUCGGGGCAGGCCGGAGAGACGGGGCAGUCUGAGACCCAGCUGUGAUGCAGAGUUUGCCAGGGCGCUCAAGGUCUUCUAUCACAGCAUGAACUCAGUCCGGGGCCAGCUACAGCGGCUUCGUAGACACAAGCCCAGUGAAGAGGCGGACCUCCCGGGCCUGAGGGAGUUUGUGGAGGAACAGGGGCGCCUGCUGCGGGAUUUCGGGGAACAGCUGGAGCACAGCGUCACCACGCUGAAGCAGGACGUGGCCGCCAUCGUCCGCAGGAAGCGGGAGCGCUCGGGGAUUUGGUCCUGACACCACGUGCCGAACUCCGGGGUGAGGAGUUCAACUCAGCCACCACACCCCAUUUUCCCUACAUCUCUCUAGAGUGGUAAUGUCCGGCCUGGUUUCGGGCUGUGGGCCUCCACGAGCUUCAGUUGCUCACACCUCCAUUUUGUAUUUUCAUUACCCUGACUUUCAGGACAGCACAGACAAGCACGCGGUCUCCUCCAAAGCAGGUUUGCCAGUUUUUGAACGGGAACACGCUUUUUCGGGCUGCUGGCGCAGGACUGCACAUGCCCAAUCGACGUGUGGAUGGGCAAUGCGACGGAAUGCAGGUGGAUCCUGCAGAUGGGAACUCGUCGUCCCGGAGCGAAGCAACCCGACACAUCCGCGCACUGGAACCGUGCCCAGCGGGCUGUGCAGUCAUACUCCCAUUUCCUUAAUUUCACUUCCUCCCAUCAUGCUUCCUCUAUGAGAGGGAUGGGCAAUCCUGCAGCUGGAGGGCUGCCGCGUAUGAAAGUUCUUCUUUCCACCAGUUACCCUAACUAAAAAAAGCUAACUGGCUGUAUACAUCAACAAUGGUUCAAUCGUAAAUUAUAUCACAGUAAAACGUUUCGUAUAGAGACACAAGAACAGUCUUCGGCUGUCAUUCACGCGCUUAUCAAGAAAUGUAGCUAAAGAUGUCAGAUGGUGUAAAUGGUGUGGCUAAUUAAGUAAUUACGGCCAGAAGUUGGCAUUAAAACCAGAAGCAGAUACAGCCCUCAUUACCCACCUCUGCUCUAUGAUCUAUUUUGCUUUUAUUGAAGUGCUUAUAUUUUCUCUGUUAAAGUUUUACCUUAUUGUUUUAUGGUCUUUUAUCUAAAAGCUAUUUGAGCACCUAGUAUUAAUACAUAUGAGAGAAAGAAGUGCAUUUGUGGUUCGAUAAUAAUCCAUAAUAAAAUAAAAAUAAAUAAAAAUAAGUACCAGAAUGAUAUAAAAACUGACAUUUAUAUUUAUAAUCGUGAAUAAAUGCUUAAUCCAUGCAUCAAUAAGUUACAUAAAUCUUUCUGUCCAGCCUGUUUUCAUGUCCUGUGAUGAAUAAAACAUUUUUCAUACA
Molecule: messenger RNA, 4616 nt
Organism: Anguilla rostrata (American eel)
Lineage: Eukaryota; Metazoa; Chordata; Actinopteri; Anguilliformes; Anguillidae
Gene: kif28
Product: kinesin family member 28
Exons: 24
Coding region: 425-3553 (1042 amino acids)
Biological process (GO): microtubule-based movement
Molecular function (GO): ATP binding; microtubule motor activity; microtubule binding
Source: RefSeq, a predicted model, not a curated record